Molecule: messenger RNA, 1146 nt
Organism: Aspergillus niger
Lineage: Eukaryota; Fungi; Ascomycota; Eurotiomycetes; Eurotiales; Aspergillaceae
Exons: 5
Coding region: 1-1146 (381 amino acids)
Cellular component (GO): cytosol
Molecular function (GO): mRNA binding
Source: RefSeq, a predicted model, not a curated record
AUGUGUGUACUCGUAUAUACUUCCCAAGUCCAAGCAAUAUCCAGAUUAUCCGAACUCCCAGAGCCUAGACAACUAGCCAACCCCAGGUCAAAUCACGUGAGAGACCGGGGGCUCGGAUCGGACGAACCAGAUUUUCCAAUCAAGCCGCAGCAGCAGCAGAUAGCAGCAGUGCAAUUUCCCAACAAUCCCAAGAAAAUGCAUUGUUUCCGAGCAGCUUGCCGGCUGCUGUCUUCUACAGCCCCAGCGCCGUUACGCUCAACCAGAGCACUCCCUUCUAUCCAUUCUCGCCUGGCAGUUCCUGCUCGGAUUUCGCAGCCUACUCUGCAAAGUCGUUGGAAUAGUACCGAUGUUAACAAUGAGCGCAAACCUGCGGAUGAGAGCGAACAGCGCAAUAAGACUGAGGAGCUGGAACAGUCGCGCGAAGAACCCUCUAUUCGUUUCAUUCAGACAGAACAGAAGUCAGCUAGCCAACGCCCGGCUCAGCAGGAGCAGCCCCGGGAGCAGGAGCAGGAGCAGGAAGCACCUGACGCUGAGAAGCAAGUGGAGGCGCGGAGGCGAAGACUCCAGGAGCCACCGACCCCUAAGGAGACGGUUUUCAUCGGUAAUGUCUUCUAUGAUGUGACUCGUGAGGAUCUGAAGAAGGCGAUGGAGAAGUAUGGUGUUGUUGAGAAGGUGGUUCUCGUUCUUGAUAACCGGGGAAUCAGUAAAGGAUACGGCUAUGUCCAAUUCGACUCUAUCGACGCCGCCCAGCGCGCAGUGGAUGCGUUGAACAUGCGUCUGUUCGAGGGCCGCCGCGUGACCGUGCAAUUCGCCCAGAACAAUGUCUACCACCGCCGGCAAUUGAACGCCCCUACCCGGACACUGUACAUUGGUAACUUGCCGUUUGAGAUGACCGACCGGGAUCUUAAUGAGCUGUUCAAGGACGUCCAGAAUGUCGUUGAUAUUCGCGUGGCGGUUGAUCGUCGCACUGGACAGGCUCGCGGUUUCGCUCAUGCCGAAUUCGUCAGCACUUCUAGUGCCAAGGCGGCCAUGGCGAUCCUUGAAAACAAGCUGCCGUACGGACGCAGACUGCGUCUGGAUUACAGCAAAGCCACGAGCAGGACCGUGGUUGGCACGGACCAGUCUGCUCCCGCGGAGCAGUCAUAA